Molecule: messenger RNA, 916 nt
Organism: Dipodomys spectabilis (banner-tailed kangaroo rat)
Lineage: Eukaryota; Metazoa; Chordata; Mammalia; Rodentia; Heteromyidae
Gene: Iah1
Product: isoamyl acetate hydrolyzing esterase 1 (putative)
Exons: 6
Coding region: 20-766 (248 amino acids)
Source: RefSeq, a predicted model, not a curated record
GCUCUUCCGCAGCGGCGCCAUGGCGCUCUCCGAGGCGGCGGCCGGCGGCUGCCCUCUGCGGUGGCCUCGCGUGUUGCUUUUCGGUGACUCCAUCACCCAGUUUUCUUUUCAGCCGGGUGGAUGGGGAGCGGCUCUGGCUGACAGACUGGUCAGGCGGUGCGACGUGGUGAACCGCGGGUUUUCCGGCUACAACUCGCGGUGGGCCAGGCUGGUCCUCCCGCGGCUGCUCGGGGCCGGCGCGGCCGCGCCCGAGGCCGUCACCAUCUUCUUCGGUGCCAACGACAGCGCGCUGAGAGACGAGAACCCGAAGCAGCACGUGCCCCUGGCCGAGUUCGCCGCCAACCUGGCGGGCAUGGUGCGCGUCCUGGCGUCGGCCGGCGUGCCCGCCGAGCGCGUGGUGCUGGUGACGCCGCCCCCGCUCUGGGAGCCCGCGUGGGAGAAGGAGUGCGCGGCGCAAGGUUACAAGUUAAAUCGCCUGAACUCUGCUGUUGGUGAGUAUGCCCGUGCGUGUUUACAAGUGGCCCGCGACUGUGGCACCGAGGCCCUGGACCUGUGGACAUUGAUGCAAAAGGACAACCAGGACUUCUCGGCCUACUUGUCUGAUGGACUACACCUGUCACCCAAGGGGAACGAGUUUCUGUUUUUGCAUCUGUGGCCUCUGAUAGAGAAGAGGGUGUCUCAUCUGCCUUUGCUGCUGCCAUACUGGAAGGAGGUGUCAGAAGCUGAGCCUGAACUGAGUCUGCUGGGAGGCGGGGAGCACGCGUGAAUCCCAGGGAGCCAGGACUGAUGGGCCAGGUUCCACAUCUUGAAGCCGACAUUCCAAGGAGGCUCCAAACCUGCACUUACGCCCUGGACCAAAGCCACUAACAUUUGCUCCCAACACUAAUAAUAAAGUCUUUAGAAGUUUUUCAUUUCA